UACGUUUAUUUCCUAAAAAAGAUUUGACACUUGUAGGGGAAAGAGGAGUGAUCAUGAGUGGUGGGCAGAAAGCAAGAAUUAAUUUAGCAAGAAUGGAAUAUUUUACGUUUUUCAGAGCAUUAUAUGUAGAUGCAGAUAUUUUCCUUCUUGAUGAUCCACUGAGUGCUGUUGAUGUUCCAGUAGCAAAAGAGAUAUUCGAAAAGUGUAUAAUCGAAUAUUUGAAAGACAAAAUUUGCAUUUUAGUUACACACCAAAUACAAUUUUUAAAUUUCGCAACUAAGGUUUUAGUUUUAAACAAGGGAAAAUGUGAAGCUCUUGGUAAGUAUAAUGAAUUGAAAAACGUAGAAAAUUAUACAGGAAUUGUAUUAGACAAAGAAACUUCGGAGCAAAAGAUAGAACUAUCAAACGUUUCUUUUAAAGAAGAAGAAGCAUUUUACAAUAUACAAGUUGGCACGAUUUAUCCCAUUGAAAAUAUUGAUAAUGACCUAAAAACAACAUGUAAUGAAAUAUCCAACAAGAAUGACCAACUUCGAAUAGCUGGAAUAUCUGUUUAUAAAGCAUAUAUGAAUGCCGGAGCAGGUUUACUCUUCAAGAUACUUAUACUUUUCAUGCUAAUUCUAUCGCAGACUCUACUCAGUUUUAGCGAUUAUUGGCUCAUUAAAUGGUUACAAGAUAACAAAAACUACAUUGAAAAUUUACAAUUGAAAAAUUUUACGUCAAAAUUAGAGACAAUUAACAACACGGAAUCUAUCGAUUUCCAUGUUCUAGAAAUCAACAUAUACAUUUAUUUGGGCUUGGUUUGUGCUGUAUUUUUCGUUACAUUAAUUUCUGCUUCAUUGUUGUACGAAAUGUUCGCCUCUGCAUCUAUUAACCUUCAUAAUAACAUGCUUCGCUGUAUUAUUCAUACGCCAAUAUCAUUUAUGGACGACAAUCCUAUAGGAAAAAUUCUGAACCGAUUUUCGAAAGAUGUUAAUAACAUGGAUGAUAUGCUGACAUUUGUUUUCUACGAAGCCAUAAGAGCAUCUGGCUUCUGUAUCGGAAUAACUGUAAUUGAAGCGUUAAUCUGUCCUUAUUUCCUAAUAAUGACAUUCUUUCUCUUGAUCUCAUUUUAUGUUUUGUGGACUACUCAUAACAACGUUUUGAAUAGCAUAAAGUAUCUGGAAGGAAAAUCGAGAAGCCCGGUAUUUUCUCAUCUGAGUGUAACUCUGUACGGACUUACAACAAUCAGAGCAUUUAAUGCUGAAAACAAAUUUAAAUCUACGUUUAAUGAAUAUCAGGACAGACACACUGCAACAUGGUUCUUAUACGUGUGUUUAAAUCGAUGGAAUUGUUUAUACGGUCAAAUAAUUUGUUAUAUAUAUUUAAUUGUUACUGUUAUUGUUAUGAUUGUUUUCGUAAAUACUGAUGAUGCAGGAAUCAAACUAGGACUUGUUAUCAAUUACGGAAUAAUGAUAUUUUUGCAUUUUCAUUGGAUUAUAAAGCAAUCUUCAGAAACAGAAUAUCAGAUGAAUUCUGUUGCUCGUAUACUAAAUUACAGCAAUUUAAAAUCGGAAGCAGCAUACAACUCUUCCACUGACAAACAACCGCCCACAGAUUGGCCACGUACAGGAGAAAUUGAAUUUAAGAAUGUAUCUUUGCAAUACUCGAAAGAUAAAAAUAUUGUUUUAAAUAACUUAACAUUCCGUAUUUAUUCAGGAGAAAAAAUAGGAAUUGUUGGACGUACAGGAGCUGGAAAAAGUUCAAUAAUUACUGCUUUAUUUCGUAUGACAGAACCAACAGGGACGAUAUACAUAGAUGGUGUUGAAACUAAGGAUAUAGGUCUUCGGGAUCUACGUAGUAAAAUAUCGAUCAUUCCUCAAGAUCCAAUGUUAUUCACUGGUCCUUUUCGAAGAAACAUUAAUCUUUUUAAUGAAUAUUCAGAAAAAAUGCUAUGGCAAGUUAUAGAAGAGGUUCAGUUAAAAGACGUUAUUGGGAAGUUACCUGGAGGGUUGGAUACACAUGUAAGUGAAGGAGGUCGAAAUUUCAGCGUUGGACAAAGGCAGUUAAUAUGUUUAGCAAGAGCAAUUCUUCGUGACAAUAAAAUUUUAGUUAUGGACGAAGCAACAUCCAAUAUGGAUAAAGUCACUGACUGCUGUGUACAGAAAAUAAUUCGAGAGAAAUUCAAAUCUUGUACAGUGUUGACAAUUGCUCAUAGAUUGCAUACGAUUAUCGAUUCGGAUAGAGUUCUGGUUCUCGAGUCAGGAAAACUAAAAGAAUUUGAUACGCCAUAUACAUUACUGAAAAACUUAAACGGUACUUUUUAUAAUUUGGUGAAAAACACAGGAAAAAAUUCAAUGAAAGAGCUAUACAGAAUCGCGAAAUAUAAGUAUAAAACCACAGAAAAUAUCGUCAAAAUAAAACUGUAAAAGAAUAAUCGUUUUCUAUGCAGAGCAAUUGUUCAUUUAUUUAAAAUUCAUUUUUAAGAAAAGUUAUGUAGAUGUAAAAAUCAGAUAACGUGGAAAUGUUAAUAGUGCUGUAGUAGUUCUGAU
Molecule: messenger RNA, 2528 nt
Organism: Centruroides sculpturatus (bark scorpion)
Lineage: Eukaryota; Metazoa; Arthropoda; Arachnida; Scorpiones; Buthidae
Product: multidrug resistance-associated protein 4-like
Exons: 16
Coding region: 54-2405 (783 amino acids)
Biological process (GO): transmembrane transport
Cellular component (GO): membrane
Molecular function (GO): ATP binding; ABC-type transporter activity; ATP hydrolysis activity
Source: RefSeq, a predicted model, not a curated record